AUGACCCCCGAGUUGGACCAUCGCGGUGUCAUGCUUCAGGUUAAGCAACCGUUGACACUCCGAGGUGACGGCCUGCAGCGUCAUGGAUGGGUCCUGCUCGAUGCGGCUGAGGAGUCGGCGAUUCCAUCAACCGACUGUGGGACGCUCGACGCAGCCGGUGAAGCCAAAGAUGUAGUUGAUAGUCGCUCCCGUUCCGGGCUGGCCAAGCAAAACCAGUCUGUUGCUUUUGCGCGGUUGAUACAUCAACGCUUCAGUCGGCAAACUGCCACUCGUAACGCAGUAUCUAACCCCAGUCGUCCUAGUCGUGGCGGUGGCAGAGCGCGUCACAGUGGGGCUGAACGCGGCUUGCGAGGCUCGCAUCAAUCUACUGCAAGCAAACGUGCAAGGAAAUAUUGUCAAUAUUCAAAGCGGGGGUGUGAUGAAGAUGACGAACAGGUAGACGAAGGGACGAAGGCUUCCAAAGAAGUCUCAAUAUUCAGCUCCGGGAUGUCCUGCGUUCUGGCUUUCGAGCCGUCAGAACAGCAUUCAAAUAGGUCAUCGAGCAAAGCGGAUAGCGAUGAGGACAGCAUCGAUUCCGAGUCCCCUGAUGAUCGCUGGUCACUAUCCCGUGCGAAUUCUGUACAUACAACUAAACGCGGCAAGCUACAACUUUCGUUGUCCCGUGCGUUUCAGGGUGUGUUUCCGCAUUUUUAUCUCGAAGGCAUGGAUUCAAAUUCAGACAAGCGUUCCUUCGAUCCUUAUUUCGACGCCUGA
Molecule: messenger RNA, 753 nt
Organism: Opisthorchis viverrini
Lineage: Eukaryota; Metazoa; Platyhelminthes; Trematoda; Opisthorchiida; Opisthorchiidae
Exons: 4
Coding region: 1-753 (250 amino acids)
Source: RefSeq, a predicted model, not a curated record